AUGGAUAACUGCGUAACAAAGCGCAAACACGGCGACGCAAAGCACCGCGCUCCUCGGGCAAACCAGCUCCUCGCUGCAACAUCUGCGUCGUGGAUCAUCGGGGAGCGGAUGUUGUCAAAUCGGUCGAUACGAAUCCCCACGGGAGAGAUACGCAGCCCAUUUCCAAGAUGCGCACCUACCCUCCUCCUUGUCCACCGACUGAGGCAUCGGCGCUGCUGUGGACAGCAGAGGUGGGAAAUGAUGAAAACAAGCCACCGUGGGCAGAAAACGCGAGAAUAUCGUACGACGGAAACAGCGGCACAGCUGAUUGGACAGACCGGCUUUUAUCAGCUGUGCGUGCUGCGCGAGGAGGAUCAAUAG
This is a messenger RNA of Xyrichtys novacula (pearly razorfish), 360 nucleotides long. Lineage: Eukaryota; Metazoa; Chordata; Actinopteri; Labriformes; Labridae. The record is from the annotation of a GenBank genome assembly.